This is a messenger RNA of Pseudoliparis swirei, 3624 nucleotides long. RefSeq lists its product as uncharacterized. Bases 817 to 2232 code for a protein of 471 amino acids. Lineage: Eukaryota; Metazoa; Chordata; Actinopteri; Perciformes; Liparidae. The transcript has 2 exons. The record is from RefSeq and is a predicted model, not a curated record.
CUGGUACCUAUUGUAGUAUAUUUUCAUCGACUGAAUAAUAUCAGUUUAUAUGAAACCUACAAGUCAGCGCUCAAGGUUCAAGAAUCAUAUGACAUGCCUCGAGUUGGGGUUCGAACCUACGAAGUCCAAAACAACAACCUGGUGUGUAAACAAAAACCUGCCUGAGUGGCGAUUCUGCCUAUCUGUUGAUUGGACCCCGAGGGCCGGAUCAAUGAGUGUCUCCUGACUGUCCCCUGACUGUUGGGUAUAUAAUGAGAAGCUGAUGACAUGAAUGUUAGACUUCUCUCAAUUCGGCAUCCUGAGAAUCUCCAGACGGUCCGGACGUCUGUUUCUGACCUGUACCUUUGAGAAUAAACUAAAUACUCUUAAAGUGCAGUGUCUCUCGAGCGAUCCUUUCUUCAUCAUCAAUUCCAUCAUCAUCCUCCGGCUGGCGAGAAGAUACGACAUUUUUUGGCGUCACGAACAGUCUCGAGUGAGGUCCUCACAUCGUCACUGGGCACGAGGAGAACAUGCAAACUCCACACAGAAAGGACCUGGAACGGCCGGGACGACCGGGAUUCGAACCCAGGACCUUCUUGCUGUGAGGCGACAGCGCUAACCACUGAGCCACCGUGCUGCUUAUCUGUGUAACCGUGGGUUCAAAGUACAAAGGCAUGAACGGGACAAUUAGAUAGACAGAUAUUUUGUUCCAAUACUUUAAAUAAAUGACCUACUCCCGAUAAGGAGACUCGAUAAAAAAAAGAAGAAGAAAAGAAAACAGAUAAUAAAGAAUAAUAAAAUUAAAAAGAAACAAAAACAAAUUAGAGGUAAGCUAUAAUGGGAAAGAAGGACACCAACAAACUGGGAGGAACCACGCCGGUUGAUGUAGUCCAGAAAAAUAAUCCGUUAGUUCAAGGCAUCGCGGACAUUGCAAAAAUAUCAGAAAAGUGGCAUAAAAGGUGGCCAAACAUUGACCAACCGUGGCCGGUGGAGGGGACCCUCAACCCAGAAGUAAUUAAGAUAAUGCAGGUACUUGUAGCCACUUACAAGGUGGAUCAAAAGAAAGGAAACAAGGGAAAGAAACGCAGAGAGAAGAGAAAAGUGGAGCUUGCUUUUCUCAAGUUAUUUGAAGAAGAGGGACAAAAACUGAUUACAGCUGCGUCUGUAAUAGAUAAGCCCAAGAAAGUCUAUCCUCAGUUCCCAGUGUCCAGUCAGAAGGGGCGCCAUCAGAUCAGUGAAAAUGACCUGGAAGAGGACAAGGGGGGCUGUGACCCCAAAGCCAAGUGGAUGUUGGCGAGAGCAGAAAAGAGAGAAGACAGCGAGGAGGAAGACAGCAAUGAAGAGGACUCCCGGAUGACCUUGAGUGAAGUCAGAGAUUUGCAGAUGAAGAAGGAAGAGUUACUGAAAAAAGGUUCCCAGCUUUCAGGCAUGAGAAGUAGACUGCAAUCUAAUAAAGUGUCAGCACCAGGAAGCAUGUUCCCAGUGGUCAUCAGAGAACAAGGUUUCGAAUAUAGACCAUUACAAAGCACAGAUAUGUCGAUCAUAAUUGAAAAACUCCCCAUUAUCCAAGAUGGGGCACAUCCGUGGAUUUCAAAACUAGAUGAGCUUUUGAUCGGACAACUCCUUGCGAUGGGGGAUAUUAAGAAAAUCUUGGCCAAUAUCGUUGGCGUCAACGUUCUGGGAGAGAUCUUACAGAAAGCUGGACUUAAUCAGUACGUAGGAACCAGUGUGAAUGAUUCAGACUUGUUUGGUGCCAGUAGAGGUCAAAUGUGCAGGGCAUUGAAGGUCACGUUCCCGACGAACGUGCAUCCUGAUAAUAUAAUUAUCCAACCACUCGGAGAGGAAGAAAAUCCAAGAGCUUUUGUUUCAAGGUCUCAUCAAGUGUGGAUGAAUGUCACAGGCAACGACCCGGAUCUGCGUCGUAUGAACCAGUCGAUUUUGCGGACCAAAAUUCUGAUGGGGUUGCCCAUUGCAGUAAGAAACAAGGUGAAAGAGGUGGUCGGCAUUGGAAACAUGAAGAAGAGUGUGUACACAGAUCAUAUAGCCCACCAGGUGGAGCUGUAUCGGAAGAGGGGCGAUGACUUGAAAGAACAGGACCGAGAGACCCUCAGGAAACUUAAUCAUUUACAACUGGUGAGUGAUAAGGUUGAGAGGAAGCAGGCCUUGGCGAUGAAGAACCAGGAUCCACCAAAUCAACCUGUACCAGGUAUAGACAGAUUUUCACGAUGGCCUGAAGCGUGUUUAGAUAGAUGAAAAAACAAGUAUUCAAACUAUUGCCAAAUCUAAAGCUCAUUUGCAAGGUUAAAUACUCAAUAUAGUUUGUGGAUAAAACGGUGAAAUUAAUUUAAAGAAAACUAGGAAUUAAACAGCAUCUUAGUGCGAAAAGAAUACACAUUUUGUUGAUAUUUUAUGAUUCUUAGAAUCCUAAAACAGUUUUGAUUUGAUUUUAUGCUCUUUCGGAACUAUUUCAGUUCCGAGGGGGGAUAUGGUGAAAUAAAUGACAUUAUUGGAGGGACAACUGAUGUUUUGAUUUGCAUCUGUUCUGUAUGCAAAGAUACUGGUUCUUUUUUCAUUCUAGAGCAUUCGGGGAGAAAACCACUGUGGGGUGAUGGAGUAUUGAAGGACUCCAAAGUUGAAUGGAGCCAGACAAAAGAGGAACAUAACGAGAACCUGAAAAACUUUGAACGAGAACUGAAGAACGUCAUCGACACUACAACAAGUGUCAAGACUGCUGAAGAACUGCAAAUGUCUUCUCAUAUAUGAAAUAUUGGAAAUAUUUGAACUUAAUUUUCUUGUUUCUGUGUUAAUUGUUUGGAGAAAUGAUAUUUUCUGUUGUUUGAUGAAUAUAAUGGAACCUCAGAUGUUUUCUUUUUAGUGACGUUUAGGGAUAGAGGGGCUAGGCAGGAGGAGGUCCAGGUGAUGGUCCAAUGGGGCAACCAGCCUGACCCUGGACGUUAUUUUGGUUAUUAUUUGACUGAGGAAUUCCAGAUGUAUUUAAAAGUCAUUUCCUUUCACAAUUUGCUUAAAAUUGAGCAUUUCAGUUGUUGGAGUUAGAUGCACGGUUGCCAAGGCAGAGAAAGCGUGAGAGGAUUUUCCUGUCAACAUUGUUUUAUUGAAAUCAUAAGAAAUGAUUUCUGCCGGACAGGUUUUUAUAAUCUCACUAUUCUUGAACUCCAUUUUUUGAUACAAUUUGUAAUCGCUAUAUUGUUAGAACUAUACUGUUAGACGUGAUGAUAUUAUUGUCUGUUUUCGAGACUUUGAUUAGCCUCGAAAGGGAGGAAUAUGUAGUAUAUUUUCAUCUACUGUAUAAUAUCAGGUUAUACGAAACCUACAAGUCAGCGCUCAAGGUUCAAGAAUCAUAUGACAUGUCUCGAGUUGGGGUUCGAACCUACGAAGUCCAAAACAACAACCUGGUGUGUAAAUAAAAACCUGCCUGAGUGGCGAUUCUGCCUAUCUGUUGAUUGGACCCCGAGGGCCGGAUCAAUGAGUGUCUCCUGACUGUCCCCUGACUGUUGGGUAUAUAAUGAGAAGCUGAUGACAUGAAUGUUAGACUUCUCUCAAUUCGGCAUCCUGAGAAUCUCCAGACGGUCCGGACGUCUGUUUCUGACCUGUACCUUUGAGAAUAAACUAAAUACUCUUAAAGUG